Ascochyta rabiei is the source of this 309-nucleotide messenger RNA. RefSeq lists its product as uncharacterized. The record is from RefSeq and is a predicted model, not a curated record. Bases 1 to 309 code for a protein of 102 amino acids. The transcript has 2 exons. NCBI's taxonomy places the organism in Eukaryota, Fungi, Ascomycota, Dothideomycetes, Pleosporales, Didymellaceae.
AUGGCGCCCCACGAAAGUAACUUGGUAGAUGCCAACCCCCCAGCGUAUGGCACCAUCGCAGUUCACCAUCACCACCACCACGACACACUCUGCGCCCGCGAUGCACGAUUUUCUGCUUUCUGUAGAACCUUCCUUGUAGCUAUUCUGGUGCUCUUCAUCGUUGCCUCCUUCGGUAUCGUCACCUUUGCGGCCUGGAAUUUCCAUGAGGUAGCUGAAUGCGAAAAGCAACGCCUGCCUUGGGAAAAGCCUUGUAAAGACUGGCUGGGCAACGGCUCGAGAGACUGGCUGGGUCGAAGCUUGACUGCAUAA